CAGACCAUUUUAAACCCCUAAGACUUUAUUUUAUCGUGGGAACACAAAUGAAGAUUUUUUUUUUCAAUAAUCUCCCAAAGCUUUCACACAUUUUAUUGUAUGUGCUUGACACACAGGAACUAUUGAUGUUUGUUCUUGUGCAUCAAACAAGUACGUCUGUGUGCUGAUCAACGUUUAAAUGUGAAUAAAGCCUAAAUUAAAUGUUCAUCAUAUAAAGCAAUCAUGUCUCUUCAGAAGACUUGGGUUAACCCUUUUAAUUCAUAUUGAUUAUUCUCACUCUCUUUAUGAACUUAUUUUGAAGCUUUAAAGUUUUGGUGUAAUGGGCUUUUCUUAGAGGGGCAGAAAUAUCUGACGUUUUAUUAAAAAUUACUUAAUUUGUUUUUUUGGAAGAAAAACUAAAGUCUCAUUGGGUUUGGGUCGACAUGAGGGUGAGUAAAUGAUAACAGAUUGUUGGGUGAACUAGCCCUUUAAAUAUUUACACACUUUUUAGACAAAGUAUUUCACACAAAUUUGAUCGUAAAUUAUAAAACACUAGAUAUCCCAUUCAAUAUAUAUACAUUUAGACACUUUUUGGUUGUCAGACAUUCACCAGUCGUGUUUACAGUAAAUGUGAGCUACAGCUGGGUUUCUCUGAUAGGACCUGUGUGAAAUUAUUGGAAAACUGACUUCAUCCAGUAAAAAUCACACUGAAACUACCAGGCUAAAUUAACUUCAAAAGUGAAGUUAAUUGUGAGAAAAGCUACUUAGUUGAUUGUUUGUUAUCUAUGUAAUUAAAUUUAUACAUUUGUAUAAGUAUGAAUUGCAAAGUGUAGCUUAAGAAUCCAAAUACUGCUUAGGGCCAGUAUGUGCUACCAGGUGAAUGGUUUCUAUAUCCCAGAUUACCUCUCUGUUAGUUGUGGAGCUAUUGUCAGGAUAGGGCAGUUUGGGAAAGUUUUAUGCUUUUCUUGGUCCAAGUUGUUUCUCUUGCAAAUGAGCAGCUCAUUGGUGAUGGUGCAGAUGUUCUGUAAUGAUGGUCAUUAGGGGUGAGAAUAAGAAUGGCCUGGACUGGCAGGGCUCUGGGCGCCUCAUUGUGCAGACACAUUUAAAAGGUCGAUGGGGGUGCGAAUGGCUGCUUAAGGGUCCCAAACAAAACCAGGGGGAGGAGAGUCCAAAAGAAGCCAGAAUUCAAAUUCCACAGAAGAAACUGCGCUUAUUGUCAAAGCAGGAUCAACCCUCUCAUUCGUACAGUGGAGAUCCCGAGACAAGCAUCUCCGGAGCGCAAUAUAUGGAUUUUGAAAUGGCCACGGUUACGCGCGCACGAGUUUCACUGCUGGUCCUCGCUUUCGUGACUAUUACUAUAGGAGUACAGUGCCGAUCGCUUCGUUCACAGCUUCGCAAGGUGACAUCGUUUCAAGGAGAGCGUAAAAUCCGUAUUGGACACGUCCAGAGACGGAGCCGUCGCGAACCAGGAUCCGAGCACGACCAGUGCGCCCUCCUGAGCGCCCCGUGGACGGAGAGCACCACUCCACUUGGUGACUGGGGCCAGAUGUACCGUGUGAAGAUACUAUCGACGAUGAGUGAUGGUCCACGUCGUGCUGUUUUCCCAGAACAACCCCUCUUCAGAUUCGUUAGACGGGUUUAUCGCUGUUGUAAAGUGGGUUACCACUGUGGAAGUGUCAAGGGAAUUCAAGGCGGAAAAGUUAGGGACUACAACAUUGAGUUUCUGCUCGGAGAGGAUGUGCUGACAGCACCGUUGGAGAAAGCGGAAGUUCAUUUUCACUUUUCAAACCCCCAACACCUCAACAUCCAACCUGUGCUGCCCUCGCUGGAGAAACGAGGGUUCCCUACUAGGUACAGAGUCUGGUUGAGAGAUGGUGUCGUAGAGCUGAGAGUGGAUCUGCUUGCCUUCAUCCAGGCCCUGCAGCUGGUAAUUGGAGGAGCCAGCAGAGGUCCAAGCGUAAUGGAAAUGCAUCGGGUGAGGCACUUGACCAGACCAGGGGUCAUUGUCCAAAAGCAAAGACCCCCAUCCCUUCAAGAAACAGUACCUGUAAUGUGGGGGGAGGUGAAUGAGGGCAGGGAUGGUGAGGCCCCCCUGCAGCCCACUUUAGAGCUGGGACUGGCAUUACACUGCAGCUUAUUGGAUAAUAUCACACAGCCCUGUCAAGAUUAUGGUGUACAUCUAGAACAUGCACCCUUUAUCGCUCUGACGUACAGAUAGCAAGAUAUAUUCAGCCAUACUAAACAGUGUUUUAGCAAAUACAUUUUGAAACUGCUUCUGUGUCCAGCCAAAUACUGUCAGUCCCUAGCGCUCCCCCUUCACAAGUUCUUUGUGGCCAUAAAAUCUCUGUCCAUUCAGUCCACUAACACCUGGUGUGACUAUUCCCUGGCUGGUUCGUUGUUUUGUAAGAAUUGCUAAUGAUUCCCAUUGUUCUGUGACAAUGGUGCUUCAGUAGAAGCUUCCUGUAAUUCAGAGUGGCUGAUGUUAUGUGGUACACUAUGCACUUCAGCAUGUAAAUUGAAUUUAUUAACUUAUGGGUGUUAUUUGUGAGAAAAAGGUAUGACUGUAAAAAUGUAAAUAGUGUAAAAUUUCAGUUCUAUAUAUAAUUUUUUUUGCUUUGUAUAUGCAUGUCCAAUAGGUUGUUUCUCUCUCUUCCUGUGGUCAGUGUAUUGUUUUUUUCUCAAAUAUUUGAGACAUGUUGUCUCAGUAAGGUGUUUUAAAUUAAAUCAGUUUAAAUAUGAAUGGGCUCACAUACUGAACAUGAAGCAUUUCCAGUGCUGAUUGAUAAUUCAAGACAAAAUAAAAAAAGAAAAAUGUUUCAGAUUGUAUGUUGAGCAUCCAACACUGCUCAUGUCAAGUACUCAAAUAUUAACAUUAGGUCACGCUAUGCACAUAAUUGAUCAAAUCUUGGUUGGACAUGUUAGGAACUUCAAAAUUUUGUAGCCAGUAAGAUUUUGCUAGUUUUAUUCAGAAACAUAUAUUAGAUUGAUCAAAUUAACAGUAAAGACAUUUAUAAUGUUACUAAAGAUUUCUAUUUCAAAUAAAUGCUGUUCUUUUGAACUUUCUAUUCAUCAA
Cyprinus carpio (common carp) is the source of this 3052-nucleotide messenger RNA. RefSeq lists its product as uncharacterized. Lineage: Eukaryota; Metazoa; Chordata; Actinopteri; Cypriniformes; Cyprinidae. The record is from RefSeq and is a predicted model, not a curated record.